This is a messenger RNA of Helicoverpa armigera (cotton bollworm), 3287 nucleotides long. Its product is annotated as UNC93-like protein MFSD11. The record is from RefSeq and is a predicted model, not a curated record. The transcript has 8 exons. Lineage: Eukaryota; Metazoa; Arthropoda; Insecta; Lepidoptera; Noctuidae. Bases 287 to 1654 code for a protein of 455 amino acids.
GUGACAUUGACUUUUGACAGUUGACAGAUAAAACAGCCUUCGUGUCGUACUGUGUAUUUAUUUAUUUACAUGUAAGAAAACAUAAUUUCUUUGCUUUUAUUACUCGCUUAGUGUGUCGGUGGAGGGAGUUCGGAGUUGCGUGUAAUAUCAUUGAAAAACUACGUCAACAACUCAGUUCUCUUUUAGAUGUUGGACUGUUGAGUCCCGUGUUGUCGCAUAAACGUAUUGCUUCUAGUUAAUGUAUAUAAUUUUUAGUUUAGUUUUGUAAUCGUACACAUCCAUCAAAAUGAAUCGAAAAUUUUUAAACGUUAUAAUCCUCGGAUUUGGAUUUAUGUUCGUCUUCACUGCUUUUCAAACUAUGGGAAAUAUAGAGAAAACAGUGCUAGACAGCAUAUCCCACGAUGAUCCGGAGUUCACGGGCGAUGGCUAUACGUCACUGGCCAUCAUUUACGCGACACUGGCCAUCUGCAACUGGAUGGCGCCUUCCAUCAUCACGAUUACUGGCCCAAGAGGCGCCAUGUUUAUUGGAGGACUUACGUACUUGUUUUUCAUCGUGACUUUCUUGUUCCCUCGCACUUGGUUGCUGUACGUGGCAAGCGUGCUGAUCGGCGCGGGCGCCGCUGCGAUAUGGACCGGCCAGGGUAACUACCUGACUCUCAACAGUGAUGCCGAUACCAUAUCUAGGAACUCUGGAGUCUUUUGGGCUAUGUUGCAGUGCAGCAUGUUUUUCGGCAAUUUGUUCGUGUUCAUAAAGUUCCAAGGCAAGACUCAAAUUGAUGUGGAGACUAGAAAUGUGGUGUUUGGCGCUUUGACGGGAGUGUGCGCCGUCGGCUUAGUUUUCCUCAUGCUGCUUAGACCUGCUAAGCGUAUGCCCAAUAUUGAAGAUGCCAAGGGAGAAAUUGUGACACAUGACGUUCAGGACAGCCCUCUGGAUGCGUUCAAAGGUGCUCUGAGGCUGUUUUGUACCCGGGAUAUGUUGUUACUGAGCGUCACCUUCAUAUAUACCGGUGUUGAGCUGUCAUUCUUCAGUGGUGUCUACAGUCCUAGUAUCGGAUUCACUCUGUCUAUGGGCGAGAAUGCAAAGCAACUGGUGGGCUUGUCAGGCGUCUUCAUUGGUAUGGGAGAAGUGCUCGGUGGUGCUCUAUUCGGUAUCCUUGGAUCCAAAACGACUCGCUGGGGCCGCGAUCCCAUCGUCAUCAUGGGCUAUUUCAUCCACCUGGGCAGUUUCUUCCUCAUCUUCAUCAACCUACCCACCGUGGCGCCCUUCGGAGACACAAACGAAGUCUCCUACAUAACCCCAUCUCCACAGCUAGCGAUGUUCUGCAGUUUCCUGCUCGGCUUCGGCGAUGCGUGUUUCAAUACUCAAAUAUACUCGAUCCUGGGAGGCAAUUACUCGGAUAACAGUACCUCGGCGUUCGCUCUCUUCAAGUUUACUCAGUCACUGGCAGCAGCGGCAUGCUUCUUCUACUCAUCAAAGGCGCUCCUGUCGGUACAACUACUGAUCCUCGGCGUGCUCGCGUCAGUGGGCACGGCGUGCUUCUGCCGCGUGGAGUGGGCGAGCCGCGCCCGCGCACGCGCACUCGCGCUCGACGUCGACGACAAGGCCUCGCCCACCACGCACGCGCUCGCCGACAACGCGCUACAUUACGACUGAACUACGCCGUAGCUGAGACUUGACUACGCCGUAGCACCGACUUACUGGUUUUAGAAACAGGGCUUACUCCGAAAAUUUGGAACUUGGGACAUCUGUGAUUUUGUGGCAUUUUUUUGUCGUUUGAUUAGAAUCAAACACUGCUACUUAUAACGCAUCAAGUAUGGAUGCACUUUAAGUGUUGUACAUUAUGUAAGAUAUGGGCAAAGCCUUAUACAACCUUAAUUUGCGUCCUGCUUUAAGAGGUGUGUGUGUGAUGAGUUCGACUCGAAUAAAUUCAGCAUUUUAUAAUUAUCUAAUAAGAAUAUUCAUCAUCAAUAUCCUACAGUAAACUAAAAAGUAGUAAAUCCUUGGUGUCUAAAAUUAUUAAUAUUCCGGCGUGUGUAAUAUUGUGUGAUGGCAAAAGGCCAGCCCGAGGCAGCCUGAACUGAAGAAGUGUAUAUAGAAGUGAAGCUUAGAAUAAGGAAAUAUAAUAAUAAAAAAUAUCAACCGUAAACAACACAUCUCUAAAGUAUGAUAAUGUGUAUGUAGAUCUCCGUUAUCAAAUAUUAUAAUCGGCGAUGCGCUUGCGACUUAACUUUAGUCAAGCGCAAGCGCAGUGGCGAUAUAAAUGUCGUACACACGUAGUUCUUAAAAUUAAUCGAUAAGUAUUGAAAUUAACUAUUUUCUUGAAUAAAAUUCGAAUUGUAUUUGAUAUAAAAAUCUUCUUUAUUUCAUAUUGAAGUAUUAUUACUGAAUGUAUUUUAUUUAAGGACUCUAUGUGUGGAUACAGUUCAGUAUAAACUUAACUAAAAAAAAAUCUGUAAAGUUGGGUAUGAAUUACGAGAAAUACCAAUUUUGGCUGUGUCAUGCUCAUCUGUAUAGGCUAAUUAAAAUUUGACAAUCCUUGCACAUACAAAAAAAAAACGUGUUUUUCACUCAAAACCCAUGCCCAUGGUGUAUCCAUAAUAUAGAAUAUAAGCAAAAUAUAGCCAGCUUUAAAGUGAAAGGUAACACAUUGAAUGAAACAGGGAAUUAUUUAUUAAUUUGUAUCCAAAAUAUUUCUAUACUUCAUAAUAUGAUUUCAUCAAUCAUUUUGUGAUUCGAUCAUAUUUAUAUGUGUAUGAUAUUAUUAAUGUAUGAAAGGCAGGGUGGUGCUCUACUCAUAUUCUUGAGUGUAAAAAGUGUAAAAUAUUUUUGUAUAGAAAGUAAUAUAUUUCAUUAUGUAGAUAAAAUAGGACUUCUAGUCACAAAACUCGAGGUUUUCAAAUGAAAUCAUGGAAUUCAAAUCUUUAUACACAUCCAAACAUUCCUUGUUUAUUAUUGUUUUGUCAAGUGAAUUUGUAGAUGGUAUGUUAAUUUAAUAUUACAUCUGUUAUUUCUUUGUUUUCAAGCUUUUAAUGUAACAUUCCUUAACUUCUAAUCCCAAAAUUAAAUCUAAUCCCUAAACGUAGAAGUGCAAAGUGCAUCAACACUUGCAAUGGCUCAAAUCUAACAGCAAAAUAUAUAAAUGUAAAUAAAAACUACCCAUGAAUUAGUUGCAGUCAAAAACAAUUGUGCUCUUUUUACUGUCUGUCUAGUCUUAUAAUCCAAUUCUAAAACUCCAGUUGACUGUACUUUUAAGCAAUUGAUGUAAAAUAAAAAUAUUUUAAUAACA